Messenger RNA from Quercus robur (English oak), 807 nucleotides. RefSeq names its product NAD-dependent protein deacetylase HST1-like. The coding region runs from base 1 to 807 and encodes 268 amino acids. The record is from RefSeq and is a predicted model, not a curated record. NCBI's taxonomy places the organism in Eukaryota, Viridiplantae, Streptophyta, Magnoliopsida, Fagales, Fagaceae. The transcript is spliced from 5 exons.
AUGGCUCUGAAGACCAAAAGCAGUGAUACUGAUGAGUCUUCUGAUGAUGAAGAUUUUAAGAUGAAAUCCUAUAUCAUAAGGCAGUUCAAAAAGUUCAUGAAGAAUGCCAUUGCAAAGGGAUUUGAUAAAGAUCAUAAGCAGUCUAGUUUUGGACACAUGAAACAAGAAUGUCCAACUUAUCUCAAGACUAUUGGGAAAAGCCAGGCCCUUGCUACUGCCUUGAGUGAUACUGAGCCUGAGGAUGAAUCAGAUGACAAUGAUGAUGAGGGAAUAUCGAAUGCCUUCACUGCUACAGUUGAUCCUACUGAUGGUGUUUCAGAAACAGUAGAUGAUGAAGAGGACUUGACUAUUGGGAAAAGCAAGGCCCUUGUUGCUAUCUUGAGCAACACCGAGCUUGAGGAUGAUUCAGAUGACAAUGAUGACAAGGGAAUCUUGAAUGCCUUCACUGCUACAGUUGAUCCUACUGAUGGGGAUUCAGAAAUAGUAGAUGAUGAAGAGGACUUGGUGGACUCUAAGUUGGCCACCAAGAAGCUUAGUGAUGUAGAGCAUGAACGAGAAGAAAUCUCCAUAAAGUUUGAUGAAGCUAAUCAGGCUAUUGGAGCACUGCGGUUUGAAAACAAUUUCUUGGCUGAGAAAACCAAGAAGCUUACGGCUCAUCUUGGUGGCUUCGUCGAAUCUCCCUCUCCUUCUCUAAAGGCUUUUGAAAACGAGGACGACGAUUGUGACUCUGAUGGUGAUGAUGCUGAUGAGGAUGAGGAUGAGGAUGCUAGCUCUUCCGAUAACGAUGAGAUGACUGCUUCUCAGUGA